Molecule: messenger RNA, 4077 nt
Organism: Polyodon spathula (Mississippi paddlefish)
Lineage: Eukaryota; Metazoa; Chordata; Actinopteri; Acipenseriformes; Polyodontidae
Product: HBS1-like protein
Exons: 5
Coding region: 141-2027 (628 amino acids)
Source: RefSeq, a predicted model, not a curated record
UAUUGAACCGUGCGGCUGCGCAGUAGGACUUCAGUGAAAAACAUGGCGAUAGGAGAAUGAGGCCGCUAUUGCUAUAACAGUUAUUGUACACAGCAGUGUGAUUUUAUUAUACAUCACAGAGACAGGUUCAAGACAGAAAGAUGUCUCGACACAGAAAUGUUCGGGGUUAUAACUACGAUGAAGAUUUUGACGACGAUGACACAUGUGGACAGUCUGUUGAUGACCACUGUGUAUCACCGACUACAGCUGCAGAGUUAAUCUAUUCCAAGCACGACGAGCCCUCUGUCUUAAGAGAGCCCCUUGAAGAGAAGGAGUGUGUGGUUGAGGAGCGGGAGGUACCCGCUUUUUCACCCAGCAUGAAUCAUGAAGAACUUAGUGAAGUAGAUCAAGCUCGUUUGUAUUCAUGCCUUGAUCAGAUGCGACAGGUCCUUGGUGACUCUGUCCCGGAUCCUAUUCUGGUGGAAGCGGUUCUUAAGGGCCGGUUUGAUUUACAGAAGGCCCUGGACCUCAUGUUAUCUGAAGAAGGCAAGAAGACAUCAAGUACAAGAAUCCAGAGAGAGAUCUCUACAGGGAAAGCUGCAAAAGGAGACCUAUUUUCUUCAUCAAAAUUUGGAAUUUCUAAGCAUGAUGGGCCAUUGCAUAAUACAGAAACUUCAUCAUCUUUGGAUCUUAGCAGUCUUUUAGCACAACUUGAGUUACCAGCAGUUGUUUUAACUGACAGACUUUCCUCUACAAACCUUAAGAUGCACUGUUCUGAUGAGGGAGGAUCAAAGACUUGCCAAAACAAUUUCUUGAAUCUCUCACUGUCUGAACUGAAUAAUGCGUCAUUUAAAAAAACAGAACAUGAGAGCACAAAAAGUAACUCACUGGGGAAAACCAAUCUCGCACAGUUGAUUUCUAACCAUGAGCGUGACAGUCAAAGAGGUGUUCAUUUUACUCCUUUGGCUUUUGCUGGCUGUGCUACUGCAGUGCCCAAGAGUAAAUCAGAAAUGUCAGAUCCAUCAUUGCCUCAAAAAGUGGCGCUUUCAGACACUAGUGCAGAAAUGGGCCCCAGGUAUACCUCUGCCCUGGGUAGCCUAACUGAUUUUAAUACCCCCUUUCCCAAUACCAACUGCUUGCCUUCCUCUCUGGGCACUUUGACUUUGACAAGCAUGCAAGAUCCAAAGCAAAACCUGAAACCUGAGGCAUUUGGCAGUCUCCACUCAGUUUUUCAGAGCAAGCCCUUAGAUAUUACUAGUGGAAAUAACAGCUAUAAAACACAUGGUGGAAGCCCGUCCCUGGCAGACCUCAUCCAGGAGCAUACAAAAACUAGUCUGAGUCCUUACGAUACCCUGCAUGACAGCCAGGUCAUGCCAGUGGCAGAAGACAGUAUACCUUUGUCCUUUGCCUCUCUAUCAUUGUCACAGUUAGCUUCUCAACACGAGGCCAAAACUGGUUCUCUUCCACUAACAGGAACUUUGUCUUCAUUACUGACUCCUGUAACUACCAAAGCCAGGGAGCAAGAAAAUGUGUGUCUGUCCAGCUUGAUUGCAGACAGUGUUGAGAGAGCCCCAGAGACUUGGUUAAUGAAUAAUAAGCAUGAUGUCCUAGAGUCGCAGCCCUCUGUGGGAUUGGAUUUGAGUGUAGAUUUGAGUAUGCUUAUCCAGAAACCACCUGAAGUAGAAAUGACAAAAAUCGUAUUGUCAAAGUCAAAAGAUCAAAAUAUAAACCCUUCUGGUAACAGUCAAUCAUUUUGCAAGGGCAAAACAGGGCAAGUGUCUAAAAGGCGAACCAUGACUGUCUCUUGGUCAAAAGAACUAAUUGCUAAACCCUCAGUAUUUGCCUUGGCUUUGUCAGUUCAGUGUCCUCCCAGGGGCUUCAGGAAACAAGUACUUGGUAUUCAUAAAGCAUUCUUGUAUGGCAAGCAGAUUCAAGUGGUAAAAAGAAAAGACCAGGGACCUCUGUUUAAAAUCGCACCAUUUGACUUUCAGACACCUUCUCCAGAUGAUAUUAUAAAAGCUAAACAAAAGAAGGCUUUUACCAGAUAAAAAGUAUGACAGUUGUUGUAGUGAUUUUUAGUUCAAUUUUGUUACCUAAAUGAUAUUUUACUUUUGUCUUGCAUUUUUGUACUAACAUAUCUUCAGGGGUCUAAUUUUUAUCUUAAAGUUUUUCUUACUAUUUUUAUUUUAUUUUUUGUUUUUAAACAAGGUACAGUACCAGCAUUUUUGCUGUUUUUAACUAAAUGAAAAGUGUAAGACCUUAAUCCUUAAUUGAUGACAAAUCUUAAUGAUAGGAUUGUACUUCUAUAAAUGCAGUACUUACAAGUUCACUUCAAUCUGUGUGUAAUUGUAUCACAAUUGAGUAGUUUCUCCACUUAAAGAAAUGCUUCUAAGGUUUAAUGCUUUUUUGUGCAAAAGAAAUUUUGGUUCUUUAUACAGAAAUUUGCAGUUAUUGAUAGAGAUUAAAAUGUGUUGCUGCUUCCCGAUGCCUAAUCACUCCAUGUGUUGUAGUUCACACUCAAUUCAAUGGUCAAGCUGCAAGGUACCAGGUUGCAGCAGUUUAUCUUUAAAAGUAGUUUUGUAGCAUUUUGUGUAGAUUUGCAUAUCCUGAAUUAACAAAGUCAAGAACCAAAAAAUUCUUAGUGCAAUAAAAUGGAUUCAAACUUAGAAGAAAAUACAUGCAUUUGUUACUUACCUCUCUUUUUAAUAUAUUUUUCCGAAGAAACAUAUAACCCAAAAUAUUUUGUAAUUGAUUUUAUAGUUCAUAGAUUUAGAUUUUCAUCAAAAUCAUGGUCAUGAAAUAACUAGACCUACAUGGUUAAACUUCAGGAAUUUUAAAAUAAGAUAUAAAUUACAGACAGCAUCAUAUUUUCCCUUGGAAUAAGUCAUACAGUAGGCAAAGAGCAAUUUACGGUAAAGCUGAGAGUUCAUAAGUGUGAACAGAUGGGACGAAUCAGCUGCUCUUUGCAUGUGGUUUACAGAAAAAGAAAUGGUGAUAACAUUUUGUUAAUAUUUGUAUCUGCAGUAUUUUCUGAAUAAAUCCAAAAUGUGAGUGUCUUUUUUAAAGUGUAACAUUCCUAACACACACAAUAUUUUUGUUUUUAAUCUGGUGUGUAAUACUACUGUAAUCAUGAUACUUCUAUCUUGUUUUAAGGCACUGAAGCAAAUUAAUUUAACCCUGUGUGAUAUUCUAUUUUUAUUUCUUAAAAUCUUCCCUUUCUUGUGUUGACCCAUUGUUGGACUAUCGCUGCCAAUGAAAUCUAUGUAUGGAUUUUGAGAUAUAUCUUAUCUUAUUUCCAGUCGUACAUUCUUUAAUACAACUUAAAAUAGCUGACAUAAAUGUAGCAUAAGCAAGAUGUUUCAUCGGUGCUCUGUGGAGGGUAAAAGCAUAUGCAUGAGCUUUAGAUAUUUAAGUAAACUAAUGGAUAGUGGUUGGAAACAUGAGAAGAGCUGAAGAGACUGCAAACCACAGUUAAAUGUUUUAAAAGAAACAAAGACUUUUCACAGGUGUAAAUUCAUUGGAAAUAAUGAACAGGUGACGUAAUCUUUUGGUUUACCACUGAGCUGAAGCAUUAAGGCUUUCAUGGGUGGGGGCACCUGGAGUUUCUCACGCAUGCAGAAUUCAAACCUAAAUCUGUUUAGUUUUGCUAGUUUCUAAAUAGGUGUAGAUUUUUCUUUUUUUUUUAAAUAAGAUUAUAAUUUAAUGUAAAUACUACAUCUAAUGAAACAGUAGUUCUGUUUUUAUAUAUUCUGCAUUUAGGGUUUGUGUUUCACCAGGUGACUACGGCAGCUUUGAUAGAAACUAGCAUUAAGGUAACUUUUUUAUUUUUUAAAAGUGAACAGACACAAUAUAUCAGUUUCUUUAUGAUAUUUAAAAGCUAAAGUGAUUUGUUUGUGGUGUUCCAUUCCUUUAAUUGUUUUUCCUUUUUUUAUGUCUGAACACUUAACAGUAUAGUAUCUGUGACCUUUUUUAUUGUAUGGAUUAGUUUAAAACAAGUACUUAUGUACAUGGAAUAGUACCAAUGUCUGGUUCUAGAGAUUUAAAAUGUGUUGUUAUGCUUGCAGUUUGUCAAAUAUUGCAAUAAAAAUGAAUUACAGA